Messenger RNA from Dioscorea cayenensis subsp. rotundata (Guinea yam), 432 nucleotides. RefSeq names its product pheromone-processing carboxypeptidase KEX1-like. NCBI's taxonomy places the organism in Eukaryota, Viridiplantae, Streptophyta, Magnoliopsida, Dioscoreales, Dioscoreaceae. The record is from RefSeq and is a predicted model, not a curated record. The coding region runs from base 1 to 432 and encodes 143 amino acids. The transcript has a single exon.
AUGGAAGUCGAGAAGGAGGUCGACGGAGAGAAGGGCAGCCAAAGUGACAAUGAUAUAGAAGGUGUGAUGGAGGCCGCCACGGAGAAGAAAUGCGAAGGUGAGAAGGAUAUAGAAGGUGGGAAUGACACUACCGGGGAGAAGAACGAUAAAAGUGACAAAGACGUAGAAGCUGACGAGGACGCUGCCGGAGAGAAGGACAACAAAGAUAAUGAUGUCGACGAUGUAAAGGAUGCCGAGACUGCGAAGGACACCAACAAUAACACGAAGCAUGCCAAAGAAGAGAAGAACACCGUCGCUGUCAAGGGUGACAAUAAUGAAUCCGCUGUUGAAGAUGCUACCCAUGAUGAAGCGAGGGAGGAAGAAAAGGAGAACAAGGAUAAUGCGCACGAGUCUGACAAUCCAAUCACCGCCGAUGUUGAAAAAAAUGUAUAA